Molecule: messenger RNA, 2850 nt
Organism: Phytophthora sojae
Lineage: Eukaryota; Oomycota; Peronosporomycetes; Peronosporales; Peronosporaceae
Exons: 10
Coding region: 1-2850 (949 amino acids)
Biological process (GO): nonfunctional rRNA decay; RNA surveillance; ribosome disassembly
Cellular component (GO): cytoplasm
Source: RefSeq, a predicted model, not a curated record
AUGUCGCAGCCAAAGCUCCCCGAGGGGAGCAAGCAGCGCACGAUCCAGCUUACAAGACAAGAAGAGAGCAAAAUCAAGCAGCGCGUCGAGAAGGACCUCAGCGACUUCGAGCACCUAUUGUUAGCCAGCAUUGUGAGGACGUACGAGAGAAGACUGCGCAAACCCCCCGAAGAGUGGGCGGCAAAGUGCGAGAAAUUCACAAAGGACGACGCCAUCUCCAAGCGGUUGGUGAUUCUGGCCGUGGAUGAAGCUGCAAUGUUGAUUUCGUCUCAAAUGAAUGGACUGAAUCCUCUGCGCCUGAUUCAGCGAGCUCUGGUCAAGGCCAACUACCGCAUUGCCUCAAUCGAUACUCGCGCGAGAGGGUUUACUGGAGGAAUUUUCGGAGUGCUGGUGGACACGAACCCGCAAGUGUGCAAGCUGGGGCGAGGCGUUCACAAGGGCGACGCGUUCUUGCGGGAUAGUUCUUCUCGGUACUCCACCGUGGGCCCCCAGUCGCCGUUCCCGCCGUUCGUGCUCUCAGAUACGAUGGAUGUCUUGUGGAAGGAGGGCAAUCUUGCACCAAACACAACUGCAGUGGAUGAUGGGGUAGCUGCGUACAAGUCGAUCCUUUCCCAAGACGACAGGAUGAAGCACCUCGUAGCUAUGGGCCGUCCUAUGUGGGCUGGUAUCUUCAAAGCCAAGUUGUCGCCUGCGAAUGUGUUUUCGCCAGAAAAUCCGCUGCAUAGGAAGUCGUGCAGUCAGGUGAUUCGCGCCUGUAUGCGUCUGCAAGAAGAAGCCUCAGAAGAGUUUGUUUAUGCGGAGCGCGUAGAAGGCGACAACCCCACACAUUCAGCUCUGCGCUUGGGAGCCAAGGUGGCGAGUUCAGGUACGCGUAAGGCCUCUUCACUAUCGUACGCAUUUACGUACUUCGUUUGCCCUAUUUCCAACCCGAAGAUCGUAGACCCAGCCACGGGCAGGCAGUUGAUGGAUCUGGUGUCGUCGUUUGGCCACCCGGUGGACCUGGUCGAGGGCGAUUUAAGUCUGCGUAGAGAAUUCGCGGACCGGGUCAGGCGAGAGAGGAGGAUGCCGCCUUUGUCGAAAUUAAUGGGCGAUGCUGAAUUGAGGACGUGUGCGUCAUUGGCGUUGGACAUACUGGACGUGACGCAGAAGGUGGCGCCAAAGCUCGAGGCUGCUUUAUUAAGUAAACGGAGCUCUCUUCUCUACUCGUCGGAACUCGAUCGUCUAUUCGAGCAGCUCGAGCGUGCGUUUAUCCGAAUCUGGAAGGGUCCACCGGCUACCCAUUGGCAACACCAACGCUGCAGCAAUGACUCCUCGUGGCUCAACCUGUUCACUCUACAGUCUCCAACGAUAGAGCAGAACUUGAGUCUCGAGUUGAAAAAGCUGGAGCGUGAGCUGCGUGGAAGUCACAGAGGAUGGCAGUCAAAGUGCGAGGCAUUCGCACAGGACAGCGCCAAGUCCACGUGGUUGCUGCUCUUGGCUGUAGACGAAGCUGGACUGUUGCUCCGCUCUGAGAAGAACGAGCUGGGUUCCUUCCGUCUCCUUGGGCGGGCUACACAAAUGUUGCGCUACCUUCGUGCGACAUUCUUCAGGCCCCGAGCCAAUUCCGGGCAUGAGAGGACCGAGAUGAAGCUGCUCAAGAAGCAGAUCAGCGAGAAGGAUGGCGCCGGCUCCGUGGUGCUGCGCGCCGAGGAGCCCGAGGACAUGUGGCACAUCUACAACCUCAUCCACGUGUCCGACUCGGUCAAGACCACGACGAUCCGCAAGGUGGUGAAGGAAGGUGUCACGGGCUCCACAAGCAGCCAGCGCGUGCGCAUGACGCUGCAGAUUGAGGUGGAGCAAGUCAACUUCGACCCGGUGCUGUGCGUGCUGCGCAUCAAGGGCAAGAACGUCAUGGAGAGUCAAUACGUCCGGAUGGGAGCGUACCACACGCUGGACCUGGAGAUGAACCGCGACUUCACGCUGGCCAAGAACUGCUGGGACGUCAUGUCGCUGGAGCGCAUCGAGAUGGCCUGUGAUAUCGCCAAGCAGGCCGAGUUGGCGGCCGUGGUCAUGCAGGUCGGUCUGGCACACUUGUGCUUGAUCAAGGGCGACAUGACGGUCAUUCGGGCCAAGAUCGAGACGAGCGUGCCCAAGAAGCGUCCGGGGAGCUCGGCGCAUGCCAAGGGCACGGAGAAGUUCUACGAGAACAUCGUGCGCUCGAUCCGGCAGCACAUUGACUUCAAGCUGGUCAAGUGCGUGCUGCUCGCCAGCCCGGGCUUCGUCAAGGAUGACUUUUACAAGUUCAUGAUCGAGCAGGCGGUGCGCCAGGACGACAAGCUCAUCCUGGAGAACAAGCCCAAGUUUGUGCUGUGCCACUCGUCCUCUGGUCACAAGCACGCUCUCGAUGAGGUCCUCAAUGACCCGGCGAUUCAGUCGCAGGUGGCGGAUACGAAGGCAGUGGAGGACGUCAAGUGCCUGGAGCGCUUCUUCAACAUGCUGCACAUCGACCAGGACCGCGCGUACUACGGCUACAAGCACGUCGUGCGCGCCAAUGCGAACAUGGCCAUCGAGACGCUCAUGAUCACGGACGCCCUCUUCCGGUCGCAGGACAUCGCCACGCGCCGCAAAUACGUCGACCUGGUGGAGAGCGUGCGUGACAACGGCGGCACCGUCCGUCUCUUCAGCAGUUUGCACGUGUCGGGCGAGAAGCUGGGCCAGGUGAGCGGCAUCGCUGCUAUCCUGCGCUUCCCCAUGCCCGAGAUCGACGAAGAGGAUCAGGACGAGGAGUCUGAUUCCGAUUCCGAGGAGGAGGACGACAAGGAGGACGAGAGCGGCGUGGGCGACCUCUCCGUCGAGGCUUUGGGAAUGUAG